Molecule: messenger RNA, 3714 nt
Organism: Zea mays
Lineage: Eukaryota; Viridiplantae; Streptophyta; Magnoliopsida; Poales; Poaceae
Exons: 3
Coding region: 524-3334 (936 amino acids)
Source: RefSeq, a predicted model, not a curated record
CUAAAAGAAGGAAACCCACUCCUCCAAGGCUCCAACCUCCUUCCCUCCUCGCACUCUGUGUUGCAGACCUCCGCCACCGGAGGUUCCUGCGGGUGCGUUUGCCCUGACAGAACACUGGAGGCCCCUGCGGGUGCGCUACCCCUGACCAAGCAACCACGGACUAGUCUACCGCCGUCCGCAGCAUCCGUUCACCUUCACCCCGCCUGCGCGCUCUCUCUCUGCGACGACUGGGUGGGCUACUGCAGCCGCCGCCGCCCUACGCCGGGUGCCGAGGCCUUCGCCGGUCUCUUCGCUGGUGACGAGCACUCACCAGCCACGCACAUGGUUUGCACUAUCCACCUACACAGUGAUCUAUGCUUCUGACCCCACAUGCCUUAGGUCUAUCUGCACCAGAAAGAAGUGAAUCGUUUCAAGGUGUCUAUAUACUUUUUGGAUGCUUUAAGAAAGGGCCUGGAAGCAUUGCACGGGUAACAUAUUUGUCUGACAGCGAUUGAUUUUGGGAACCAAUUUGGUAAUCAGUACAAUGGAGUGCAACAGAGAAGAAGCCUUGAAAGCCAGGGAAAUUGCUGUUAAGAAGUUGGAAAGCAGAGAUUUUGUUGGUGCUAAAAGGAUUGCCCUUAAAGCACAGAGGAUUUUCCCAGAGAUAGAGAACAUACCCCAGCUGUUAACUGUCUGUGAAGUACAUUGUGCAGCAGAAGCAAAAGUAAAUGGAAUGUUGGAUUUUUAUGGAAUUCUCCAAGUAGAAGGAACAGCAGAUGAGGUGACCAUAAAGAAGCAAUAUCGUAAGCUUGUCCUCUCACUUCACCCUGAUAAAAACAGUUAUGCUGGUGCAGAAUCUGCUUUCAAGUUUGUUGCAGAAGCAUACUCAACAUUGUCUGAUCGAACCAAACGAUAUGCAUAUGAUGUCAAAUGGAGGGCUGCUCCCAAAGUUGCACCAAAGCAGGCUACACAGCCGACACAACCAAAUCAGGCUACACAACAGAAACAGGAUGCAAAACCAAAGCAUGUUGCUAAACCAAAGCAGGCUGCACAGCCAAAGCAGGCUACACAACCAAUGUGGACUACAGAGCCAAUCAACAAAAAUAGCACAAAUAGUAGUGCAGCAGGAUAUGGACCUUGGACAUUUUGGACCGUAUGCAUUCACUGUAAAACAAAAUAUAAGUACCAUGGUGACAUACUCAAUCGUCAGAUCCGCUGUCAGAAUUGCAGGCAGAAUUUCUUUGCACACCAGACAAGUACAGAGGAUGUGCCUUCUGCAUUCUCAUCAAAAACAGCAAAUAGUGCUGCGCAGCAAGGCUGCUCUACAAAUAUCUUUUCUAGAGAGAACAAAGAGGGGCCUGUGAUGGAAGGAGUUAAAUUUUCAGCAAAGAAUUCUACUGUACCAGAUUUUGGUGACAGGAAAAACCUAGGUGGUGGGGUGGAUACAUCAGCAGGGCCAGGUUCUGCAGAAAUCCCUACUCCACGGAGAUCUUCUAGGAGAAAGGCUUGUGCUGAUGCCAACAACAUCCUGAAUUCUCCAAAGAAAAAGAGUCGGACACUCAAAGAUUGGUUCUCAAAUGCUACCUCCAGUUCUAAUAAAGUAGUUGAUGAUAAUGUUGCCCAUGCUGAUGGACAUGUUAGUGAACCUCAUGUGUCUAGCAAAACAGAUAAUCAAGAUAGUUGUGUUGUCAAUGAAGGCAAUAAAAGAAACACUAAAACAACUUGUGAUCCACCUGCUGAGAAGCCUUGGAAUACUGGGAGUUUCACGUACCCUGACCCAGAAUUUUUUGACUUCGACAAGUGCAGAGAUGUCAAACUGUUUGCAGUUGAUCAGAUAUGGGCACUUUAUGAUGAAUUCGAUGCCAUGCCAAGAUUCUAUGCUAGAAUAAGACAUGUUAAUACCACCAACUUCAGAGUUAAGUACACUUGGCUGGAGCAUUCUACAGUGAAUGAUGAUGAGGAAAAAUGGAUUGAUAAUAAACUUCCUGUGGCUUGUGGGAACUUUACGUUAGGAAACACAGAGGAGUCACAAGAUCCCCUCAUGUUUUCUCACAUGGUUUCGUGGGUUAAAGGAAGAAAAAGGGGUUCUUAUGUAAUAUAUCCAAAUAUAGGUGAGGUUUGGGCUCUUUAUAAGGGCUGGAGUAUGCAGUGGGUCUCAGAUGCAGACAGUCAUAGAUCCUACGAGUAUGAAGUGGUGGAGGUCCUUUCAAACUUCACAGUGGAAGCUGGUGUGACUGUUAUCCCCUUGGUCAAGGUUAAAGGUUUUGUGAGUCUGUUUGCACCAGCAAAGGACAAACCAUCAUUUGUUAUACCAUCAAGUGAACUACUUCGCUUUUCCCACAGCAUCCCAUUUUUCAGAACAGUGGGAAACGAGAAGGUUGGUGUCCCUUGUGGGUUUCUUGAACUAGAUACCGUAUCGCUUCCUAGUAACCUGGACGUAGCAUUUCCACCUGUUGAUCUUGAUUCAUGUGUGGCUACCAAUAGAACAAUGGGCAGCGAGUCUGUUGAUUUGACUGACAAUACUACACCCAGCCAUGGAAAUGGACGAAGUGCUCAUAAGGGCAACCAUAGAAAUGCAGGCAAGUGGAGAAAACAAUCCGUUCAAACUCAGCAGCAUAAUGCCCGCCUUGCUAGCAUGUCUGGUUAUUCUGCUCCCCAAGUCUGUGCAUCCACCUCUGUUUUCACAUAUCCAGAUUCAUUGUUCUACAACUUUGAAGAAGACCGGUCAUAUAAUAAGUUUGAACGAGGACAGAUAUGGGCUCUUUACAGUGAUUUUGAUGGCCUUCCCAAAUACUAUGGUUGGGUUACAAAAGUUGAUUCAGAUCCAUUUGGAGUGCACCUGACUUGGCUGGAAGCUUGCCCUCGAUCAGAGCAUGAGAACACAUGGUUAGAGCAUGACUUACCCGUGAGCUGUGGGACAUUUAAACUUCAUAACUGGAGGAUGAAGUACGACAUAAACGAUGCAUUCUCUCAUGUAGUAGAAACACAAGGUGGUUCGAAGCGGAACUUUGAAAUCCACCCAGAAGUAGGGGAAAUUUGGGCGAUCUACCACAAUUGGUCACCUGGCUGGGUUCCUAGCAAAGAUACCUGCGAAUAUGCCAUUGGCGAGAUAACUGAGCGCAAUGAAGCUAGCACGAAAGUCUUAUUUCUGACUCAGGUAGAUGGCUACAAAACUGUAUUCAAGCCAGACAAUGAGAGGAGUAUUCUGGAGGUGCCAACAAAGGAUGACUUGCUGUUUUCUCACCGGAUACCCUCUUUCCAGCUGACAACAGAGAAGGGUGGCGAGCUCUGUGGCUUCUACGAGCUGGAUCCUGCUGCUAUUCCUGAUUCCUUCCUCUCUGCGGGUACCCACUGACUCGCGAAGGCUGAAUUCGAUUACCUCCGUCAUUGAACUGGUGAUAUUGCAUGCUCUUCUGGACGUUAGUGUGUGUGUGGGGGCAACUCUGGUUUCGGCCAAGCCUUGCCAAACCUACACACUCCACUCGGUAGGCCUCGGUGCCUUUUGUACUGUACUGAGCAUACAAUUUGAUUCUAACGCUGAUGCCUAUGAAACUAUAAUCACCAUUUGGUAGUGCUCUCUGCAAAACAGCUAGAAAUUUAGUUUGUGUUCCAGGAACAUGUUGAGUCUCAAAUCCACUACUGUAAAUUUAGCACUUUCUGUUUUUAUUUGCCGUUGGUUUGUUGGCCUGAUGAUGCUAUAAGGUCUAGUUGCAAUGAAUAUCGUAAUCUUGUGCA